This is a messenger RNA of Eufriesea mexicana, 1687 nucleotides long. RefSeq lists its product as uncharacterized. The transcript has 3 exons. Bases 744 to 1295 code for a protein of 183 amino acids. The record is from RefSeq and is a predicted model, not a curated record. NCBI's taxonomy places the organism in Eukaryota, Metazoa, Arthropoda, Insecta, Hymenoptera, Apidae.
GGACGAUCGCGUGUCUUCGUGACUAUUGGCUGUUUACAAGUGACGCGAACGGUGGCUGUGGUCGCGACUCGGGUCACGAACGAGGAGUAUCGCCUAGUCUACGGCCGAUUGCCGGCAUGGAGAAAUGCCGCGAGCGGGAAAGGUGUUCGCACGCUCCAAGUCGCCUCAGUGCUCGGUGAUUAAGGGACCAAGCAACGUGUCACGCCCAAGUCUAACGGCUCAUCCACGCUUCUUUCGUUCGACAACUUCCAGUUCCCCGUGUCGCGCUCUUGCUACUACCUGUUGAUCGCGUUUACGACUAUGCUUCCACGUUGCAACAUGUGCGGAUAGACGAGUGGUUACUUCGUUUCCCGUGCAUAGACACUGCUCGCGAGUUUGACACGGAUGCUGCGCGCCUCUUGCCCGGGACUAGUGCACACGUAGGCCAAGCUUGGGACUUAGGGAUAGCCAAGCGUUUCUCUGACGCGAGGGUGCUGGUCGCCGGUUCUUUUAUUAAUUAGAGAAAGCUGUACUUUCGAUUAGGAUCGCUGCUCAUUCAAGAGUGCCCGUGUACGUGUGUGGAAUGAGAAUUCUGGAGAAAUUUGCGUGCACAGAAUUGAAUAUUCCGAUUGCCAAUGAUCCAAAAGAGAAGCUGAAAAUCGCUCGGCCAUUUUGAAGCAUGAGCCAUCGAUCUCCCUGACUUGGACAAGGGAAGAUCCUCGAGAUCAAGUCAGCGAGAUUGCUUCUCGAGAAUCCGUGGAAGCAUGUUGCCCUCGUCGAGGUUGCUCCAAGAGGAGCCAUCAGAGUCCGUCCACGGGUCAGCCACUCCCGCAACUCCGUCCGAUGGAUCCACGGCGCUGUCGCCGAUGGUGGUCCACGAGGUCGAAGGGAACGACGACGACCCUCCGCCUUACAGUGCCGUGGUGCCGCCGAAUCACGUCGGUUGGCCGUUCGACUUUUCGGGAAAUCGGUAUUCCACGUGCAACCCGCCGUCCUACAGAGCUGACGCGACUCCGUUGGCCCGGUUCCAAACUGGCCCGACGCCUGGCUCAGGUUUCCAUCACGAGAGAACGGACGGCCAACACUCCAUCCCGAUGCCUUUAAUGCCCUGCCGGCUGUUCAUGUUCGGCUCCCGCAGAUCUCUGUUCUCGCACGAAGGCCUGCCGUUCAGGGAUAACAUCUCCGUGAGCAAGGACAGCCAUGGAAGGACACGCAAGUAUGGCGCCAUCUUGGUCGGUGCGGCCGUGAUCGUCUUCCUUAUGGUGCUGUCACUGCUGGUGCGGUUCAUCAUGAACAAGCAUCUUUGGCGCGGUUAACCAAGGACCCAGGGAUGUCGUGGCGAACCGUGGCAUAACAGGUUUUCUUCGUUCUCGAUCUAGACUGAAUCUAGAGUAAGCGUGUAAUUCCUCCCGCUGACGCAAUCGCAGGUGCAAUUAGAGCAUGAUUGUCUGCGACAGAACGGCUGGAAUUCGAGUCUCGUGAGUUGUGCACGUUUUGUCGCGUACUUUGAUCUUUCCAUACUUCCAAGUACGCGUUUGCUCGUAUUUCGGACAGUGACGUAGCGAGUCUCGCAGUUUCUUUCUCCUCUUUCCUCUUCCUUCCCCGAUGUUAAGAGACACGUGUACAGCGUCUUUUUAUUAAUCACGACGUGAUUUGUAAUUUUAUACGCUGGAAUUAUGUGGAAUUAAGCGGUAUUAGCUAAGACAUA